Messenger RNA from Diabrotica balteata, 951 nucleotides. NCBI's taxonomy places the organism in Eukaryota, Metazoa, Arthropoda, Insecta, Coleoptera, Chrysomelidae. The record is from the annotation of a GenBank genome assembly.
AUGAAUCCCGUGUACGACUUUAUCCAGAAAAACCGCGUAUUGGCUUUAAUAGAGAAGGCCCAAAAGUCCAGUGCACGAAAUUUAGCUUUAGACGAUUUCGAUUUAACUCAGUUUCCAGAGGUGCUAAUAACCUGCCAAGGUCUCCACAUCCUUAACAUAGGCCACAACAGGAUCGUCGAGAUCCCCAUGGAGAUUUCUCAGUUAAAAAAUCUUCAACAUUUAUCCUUAGAAUAUAAUCAAUUAGAUAGGUUUCCCGAGGCAUUGAAGCAUUGUCCGCAACUUAUCAGUUUAAAUCUAAGUCAUAAUCCCAUUAAGGAGCUCACCUGUGAUAUAGGAUGUUUAGUGUCUUUGGAAAUGCUUUGGUGUAAUUCGUGCUGUUUAACUAGCAUUCCCGAGGAAAUAGGCAAUCUAACAAAGUUGGAAACUUUCGGUGCUAGACAUAACAAAAUUGCCAAAUUACCUAUUAGGAUUGGAGAACUUAUAAACUUAAGAUGGUUAACGAUGGAAGAUAACUGCCUGAAUAAUGUUCCCCAUAACUUUGGCAAGCUAGAAUUAAUCAAACACAUUAACUUUAACAAGAACAAUUUUAGUUACAUUCCGUAUAGAUUUGCCAAGUUGAAGAACCUUAAGUAUUUGCAUCUGCAGAGUAAUGAAUUCUUUGUUCUUCCAGUUAGAACCAUAUCUGCUAUGCCAAACACCAGAUUUAACUUUCAGAAUAACCCUGUAGGAUUGGAAGAUUAUAAGAUAUUCACCAACGUGAUACUAUCAGGAACCGAAGACGAAAUAUUGGAUAUGUUCGGUUACGAUUCGGAUUCUAGUUCCGACGAUUGGGAUAAUAGUUUAGACAGUGCCGAUCUAAACUAUUCAGCCACUGACGAUGACAGCGAUAAUGAAAAUAGGGACGUUAUAGGAAACAUACCUAUCCUUUCUAAGUUUUUGGUAACUUGUUAG